Molecule: messenger RNA, 386 nt
Organism: Drosophila bipectinata
Lineage: Eukaryota; Metazoa; Arthropoda; Insecta; Diptera; Drosophilidae
Source: RefSeq, a predicted model, not a curated record
CCAUCACACUCACAAUGGAUCUGCUCAAGAGUUACCUACUUCUCCUGGCCGCGGCUUGCUGCCUUUGCGUGGGAGUCCUAGCCACGCCCACAAUUCAAAAAUCAAAGCCUGCCCUACCGGACCCUAGCCAGCUACUGGCCCAGUUGCCGAAGUUUUCGAAACCGGAUCCCAGCCAGCUGAUUGCCAAGCUUCAUUCUAAGCCGAAGCCGGCAUUUCCCGAUCCGAGUCAACUCCUGUCGAAAUUCUCCAAGAAGCCCGUGAUCGUGAAGCCCGUAAUCGUAAAGCCCGUGGUGGUGGUGAAGCCUGUGGUUGUUGGCGGCGGAGCUGGCGGAAGUGAGCACGGACAUGGCCAUGGUCAUCAUGGCAAAGGAAAGUUUAUAUUUUAG